Melanotaenia boesemani (Boeseman's rainbowfish) is the source of this 1090-nucleotide messenger RNA. Its product is annotated as proline-rich protein 36-like. The coding region runs from base 350 to 856 and encodes 168 amino acids. The transcript is spliced from 5 exons. The record is from RefSeq and is a predicted model, not a curated record. Lineage: Eukaryota; Metazoa; Chordata; Actinopteri; Atheriniformes; Melanotaeniidae.
UAAAAAAAUAUGCUUCUAGACUUUCUACAAAUUACACAGAAUAAUUUAGACCAGGGAGUGUGUUUACUGAACACUGACAGAAAUCAGGUGGUGUGUUUAUUAUAUGUGUGUGUACUCUGCACUGUAACCAUCAGUACACACCAGAAAUACUCUAACUUGGUCUACAAUGCAAAGCAGACUCAUUUUCACACAUUUUCAUGCUUUAUAACAUAAUAAUAAUAAUUGUAUUUCAGUCUUAGUGUCAUAAAUCUGCAGUGAGAGUCCGACAUAUUUUCCUGCUUUAGUUUUCUGCUCUUUGAUUUCUGGGAGACGUUGAACUGCAGCAACAUGUCAUCAUGUGUCACAGGAAAUGGACACCAGCCCUCCUCUUUCUCCUCCUCCCUCCUCCCCUCCUUCCUCUUCCCUUCCUCGUGUUCUCCCUCGUCCCGUUCCUCUCCAUCCUUCUCUUUGUCCCCCUUUUCUUUAUCCUUCUUUUCCUGCCUCUCUUUUCUCUUUUACCUCUUUUCUUCCUCCUCCCCCCUCCGCUCCUCCUCUCCUCUUUUAUCCCUCUCUUCUUCCUCCUCCUCCUCCUGGUCUCCCUGCAGUCUUGGGUCCAGCUUACCCUGCUCUCAUCUUCCUGCCGGCGGCUCACCUGACCAGUCCGGUCAGCGCUCUACCAUGGUUUUGGCUCCUUCAUGGACAGUUCUUGGUCCCUUUUGGAUCCCAGAUGCCGGUGUUUGACGCCCGCCCUGCUGCAGCCACCCUGAACCCCGCUGCUCCCAGAAGAGGAAGCGUGAUGAUGAUGACGACAAGCUGCCAUGUGCCAAAAAGCCACGCAAGGCCUGAAGCUAACGACGCGUCUGAGUGGCCUUCUUGAAGUGUGGUUCCAGAGGGUUGACCAGAAGUUCUGGGACCCCGCCGGAGAUCACCACUUCACUAAGUUUUACAUUUCAAUGAAAUGUUUAACUUCUGUAUAUAGUUCACUUUUGUUCUUUCAUGUUUUAUUUAUUUUUUUUUCAUUUUACAUGUAAAUAGUUCAUUCAAAGUUUAAUUUAAAAAUUCAAAAUAGUUUUCUUUACUGUCCCUCUGCAGUGUGCACCAUCUACCUCCA